CCGCCGAUUAAAGAAGUUUUUGUGCCAAACCUCAACGUCCCCAAUAUUAACACGGAACAUCACAUACUGUUCUGGACGAAAUGCUUUGGAACGGAAGUCACACCGUCCCAUACAAUUCUACAGCAAGCACGCAACCGCAUCGAGCAGUGCCCAUAUUCCAACUGUGUCGUGUCGGCCAACCACAGUCGCUUGGCGCAGAGCGAUGGGGUCAUUUUUCACCAGUGUGAUCAUUCGUGGGACGACCUGCCAGCGGAACGUCGUCCGUCACAGUAUUAUAUCUUUUUUCUCUUGGAAUCGCCGGUGCGCACGUGGGGCAACCUGGAUGCGAUUCGGGAUUUUUACAAUCUGACCUUUACAUACCGCCUGGAUUCGGAUAUCUUAUCGGACGGAUACUUUCGCGAUUUCCAGCCGACGGUGUGGAACAGCAGCAGUGAACUGGAUCAACUCCUACGAAACAAAACGGGGUUCGCCGUGACAUUCGUGUCCAAUUGUUUCUCGGUUCCCAGCCGCCGCGACGUGUAUACGGCUAACCUAGCACAGUGCGUCAGCGUAGACGUCUACGGUGAUUGCGGCACAAAACAAUGCAAUAUCAGUACGCCGGAAAUCUGCGACAGAUUGGUGAUGAAGUACAAGUUCUACCUCGCCUUGGAAAACAGUGUUUGCAAAGAUUACGUCACCGAGAAGAUCCACCGGGCCUUAAGCAACGGCGCGGUGCCGGUGGUGUACGGCGGGGCCAACUAUUUCGCCCACUUUCCGCCACACUCCUUCAUCAACGUUCUGGAUUUUGCCAGCCCGAAGAUCCUGGCGGAUUAUCUUGUCUUCCUGAGCGAAAACGCCUCCGCGUACCGCAAGUAUUUUGAGUGGCGGAUGAGUCCGGUAACUGCCCGGCUGGCAGUGGAUAUUGAUGAGAUGUCUAGGUGCCAACUCUGCACGAUUCCUAACACGCGUCAGCCACCGCACAAAAUCAUUACGGACAUGGGGAAGUGGUGGCAUGGGAAAGAGUGGUGCGAAGCCCCACAAACGCAGCACAGAGAAUGGUUACAGAAUCCAGUCCUUCCAAACGAGUAAAUCUGCACGCUGGCAUUGUAUUAUAGUACGAAUUUUUUGUUUUAUUUGGUCUUUCAUGCGUAUUUUCGU
Messenger RNA from Paramacrobiotus metropolitanus, 1137 nucleotides. Its product is annotated as alpha-(1,3)-fucosyltransferase C-like. The annotation marks the transcript as partial. Gene Ontology annotation, cellular component: membrane. NCBI's taxonomy places the organism in Eukaryota, Metazoa, Tardigrada, Eutardigrada, Parachela, Macrobiotidae. Gene Ontology annotation, molecular function: alpha-(1->3)-fucosyltransferase activity. The transcript is spliced from 2 exons. The record is from RefSeq and is a predicted model, not a curated record.